AUGGUGAAGUUGAGUCCGAAUGAACAAGAAGACAAGGAGGAUCUUGGUCCUAUCUUUGAUGAGGAAGAGGAGUCCUUUGACUACCCACAUCACGGACCAUUACUUGUGGCUAGGAAGGCUUGGAACGAUCCCAUCUUCGAUAAAACGGACGGCCCGCGAACGGCCACACGGACAACGACCAUGACCCGACCUUUGAUCCAGAUUCUGAGCCGAUCUUUGAUGAUGAAGAUAGCUUUGACUAUCCAGCUCAUGGACCACUACUGGUUGGAAUGGCUCAAUGAAACUGGUGAACAGUAUGUUAAGGAGCAAGUCACGAUCCCUCUCACCAUUGGUCGUUAUGAAGACGAGAUUGUGUGCAACGUUCUUCCCAUGGAUGCUUGUCAUGUUCUGUUGGGACGUCCAUGGCAGUUUGAUAAAAGAACCGUCCAUGAUGGUUACACAAACCGGCACUCCUUUGACCAUAAAGGAAAGAAGAUCACGCUUGUACCACUCUCGCCCUUGGAGGUCCAUCAAGACCAGCUCCAACUUAAAAAGAACCGUGAACAAGAGUCCAAACCGGACAAACCUGAGUCCUCAAUCCGGAACUCCAACUUCUUUGUCAAACAAAGUCAGGUUAAGAAGUCUCUUCACUCUCAAAAGCCCUUUCUUUUACUUGUGUACAAAGAAUCUCUGAUGGCUUCUACUUCUUCUAACCUUGCACCGGAAGUUCCGAGUGAUUUGCUAGAUGUCUUGCAGGAAUAUUCGAUGUCUUUCCAGAUGAAAACCCAAAGGGUUUGCCACCAGUACGAGGGAUUGAACAUCAGAUUGACUUUGUUCCGGGUGCGUCUCUACCUAACCGGCCAGCUUACAGAACCAAUCCGGUGGAGACCAAGGAACUUGAGAAACAAAUUGGAGACCUUAUGGAGAAAGGUUACAUCAGGGAAAGCCUCAGUCCUUGUGCCGUUCCAGUUCUACUUGUCCCCAAAAAGGAUGGAUCAUGGCGCAUGUGUGUGGACUGCCGUGCCAUCAACAACAUUACGCAAGAACAUGGAUGAACAUAAGAAACAUUUGAAAUCUGUCCUUGAAGUUCUUAGAAAGGAACAUUUGUUUGCUAACCUUGGAAAGUGUGCUGAAGGACUUAGAGUGGACGAGGAGAAAAUCAAAGCCAUCCGAGACUGGCCAAGUCCAACGAACGUGAGUGAAGUAAGGAGCUUCCACGGCCUUGCCGGCUCAGAAGAAGCCUUCCAAAUCCUUAAAGGGAAGUUGACUAAUGCUCCUUUACUUGUUCUUCCUGACUUUUCUAAAACGUUUGAGAUCGAAUGUGAUGCUUCGGGUGUUGGUAUUGGUGCAGUUUUGAUGCAGGAUAGAAAGCCUAUUGCUUACUUCAGUGAGAAGCUUGGAGGCGCCACACUCAACUACCCAACUUAUGAUCAAGAGUUGUAUGCUUUGGUAAGAGCUCUUCAAACAUGGCAACACUAUCUUUGGCCUAAGGAGUUUGUUAUCCACACGGAUCAUCAGUCCCUGAAACACCUUAAGGGCAACAGAAGCUGA
This is a messenger RNA of Brassica napus (rape), 1530 nucleotides long. RefSeq lists its product as uncharacterized. Lineage: Eukaryota; Viridiplantae; Streptophyta; Magnoliopsida; Brassicales; Brassicaceae. Bases 1 to 1530 code for a protein of 509 amino acids. The record is from RefSeq and is a predicted model, not a curated record. The transcript has 5 exons.